Andrographis paniculata is the source of this 526-nucleotide messenger RNA. RefSeq names its product protein RADIALIS-like 5. The record is from RefSeq and is a predicted model, not a curated record. NCBI's taxonomy places the organism in Eukaryota, Viridiplantae, Streptophyta, Magnoliopsida, Lamiales, Acanthaceae. The coding region runs from base 193 to 417 and encodes 74 amino acids. Gene Ontology annotation, molecular function: DNA-binding transcription factor activity. The transcript has a single exon.
UACUUAUACAUAUAUGUAUAUAUAUACUUAUAGCUAAAAGGGGCAGCAUCUGUCCCAUACUUGAUCACUAUCUAUAAGUCGAAUGCAUUCUCCCGUACUUUCCGUUCUUGCGAGCGCUAGCUUUGCUGCCGUUUAGGCCACCGGGAAGUCGGAUUCUUAACUUUAAUUCAAACUUCUGUAGCAGAUAUCACAAUGGCAGCGAAUGCCUUGUGGACGUCAAAGCAAAACAAGCAAUUCGAGAAGGCCCUAGCUGUGUACGAUAAAGACACACCGGACCGUUGGCAGAAUGUCGCAAAGGCAGUUGGAGGGAAGUCAGUGGAGGAAGUGAAGAGGCACUAUGAGAUACUCGUCGAGGAUCUCAAGCAUAUCGAGUCUGGCAAUGUCCCGUUUCCAGAUUACAUAAAUGAAUGGGAAUAGCUACUGGUAUUAGGCAAAUUAUAUGUAAUAAAUGACCUAAAGACAUCGUCGAAAAUUUAAAUUCAUAAUCUCUCGGUCACGAGUACACCACCAUGUCAUCCUUACGCCC